UUUCCAUUUCUUCAUUUUCACCCCCCAAACUAAACAUCCAAUACCUGUCCCCAGAUUCUUCCCAUUCCCCCCAAGGCAUCAAAAAUGUCAACAAAUCCAACCAUAGAUUCUUGUACAGUUGAAACCAGUGAUGGGGUCAAACUCCAUACCACAAUCUUCAAACCAAACCAAUAUGAAGAACAAGAAAAAAAUUCAUGGGUUGUGAUUUUGGUGCACCCAUAUUCAAUAUUAGGGGGUAGUCAAGGUUUAUUAAGAGGAAUAGCAAAUGGGUUGUCAAGAAAAGGGUAUAAGGCUGUGACCUUUGAUAUGAGAGGUGUUGGAAGAUCAACUGGGAAACCUUCUAUUUUUGGGUUUAAGGAAAUUAAGGAUGUGGUUGCUGUUUGUAAAUGGUCAAUUGAAAAUCUCUCUGUGAAUAAGAUUUUGCUGGUGGGUUCUUCUGCAGGUGCACCAAUAGCAGGAUCUGCAGUAGAACAGGUUGAACAGAUUGUAGGUUAUGUAAGUAUUGGGUACCCUCUUGGUUUGAUGGCCUCAAUCCUCUUUGGUCGACAUCACAAAAACAUAUUAAAAUCUCCCAAACCAAAGCUCUUCAUCAUGGGCACGCAAGACGGAUUCACCAGCAUUAAGCAGCUAAACAACAAGCUUAGAUGUGCAACAGGACGUGUCGAGAAACAUCUUAUUGAAGGUAUUGGCCACUUUGAGUUGGAAGGGCCUGCCUAUGAUUCUCACAUGGUAAAUCUUAUUGUAGAUUUCAUUGACAGUUUAUAGGGUUUCCACUAUCCACCUGGUGUUGCUUGGGAAGCGUUAGCCGUUUAGGCAUUAUCAUAAAAUGGUGCUUUCUGGCUGGUCUUCGAUGGCCUUCCGCUGAGCGGAUAUGUGGAUGUACGCUAUGAUGAUCCAGAUAAAUGGUGUGUUUCUGAACCCAUAUAGUUGACGAACCAUGUUAAAUUUACGACACCUGAUUCUUACGAGAGAUUUGGGGGCUGUUUUUGAGGUGGGAGAUAAGGUUUUGGUUAAGGAUGGCUACUGCUUUCAUGAUCCUAAGUUGUGUAUUUAGUUGCAUUAUCUCUUGGCUGUGCAGAUUAGGUCUCUUGUAUUGUUGGUGGUUUCUUUCAAUCAUCUUGUAUGAGCUAUAAUAGGGUGUGUUAGAACAGCCUACACAAGGUUGGCAAGAAAAGGAAUAUCUUUCUUUGUUCUUUCUU
This is a messenger RNA of Nicotiana attenuata, 1199 nucleotides long. RefSeq lists its product as uncharacterized. The record is from RefSeq and is a predicted model, not a curated record. The coding region runs from base 85 to 765 and encodes 226 amino acids. Lineage: Eukaryota; Viridiplantae; Streptophyta; Magnoliopsida; Solanales; Solanaceae. Gene Ontology annotation, molecular function: hydrolase activity. The transcript has 2 exons.